This is a messenger RNA of Chlamydomonas reinhardtii, 4741 nucleotides long. RefSeq lists its product as uncharacterized. The record is from RefSeq and is a predicted model, not a curated record. NCBI's taxonomy places the organism in Eukaryota, Viridiplantae, Chlorophyta, Chlorophyceae, Chlamydomonadales, Chlamydomonadaceae. The coding region runs from base 29 to 4240 and encodes 1403 amino acids. The transcript has 8 exons.
GUGGGAGUCGGAGCGGCGCGAGGCUCUGAUGAGUGACGAUGACUUCAGCAUUGUAGAUGCCAUGAGCGCCAGCAGCAGCAGCGCCCUGGACAACGUCACACGGGUGCUGGACCGGGCGGCGGCUCGCGGCCGGCUGGCGGAGGCGGUGGAGCCCAACCCGCUGUUCGUCAACCUGGCUGUCGAUUUCUGCCUCGCAAAGCUGACGGAGGCUGGCGGGGAGGCGGCGGUGGCCGCGGAUGGUGGGCAGGCGGCCGUGGCAGCGGACUCGAGCGGCGGCACUGGCAGCGGUACUUCGCCGCUCGCCGCAGCUGCGGGUCUGCGGCAGCUGGUGUCGCAUCCGCAUCUGGGUCUGCUAGUGGGUCGCUCUACCCUAGCGGAGGUGCUGGUGCAGGUGGUGGAGAAGCUGCAGGAUCCCGAGCUGCUGGCGGCGGCCCUGGACGUGCUGCAGUGCCUGAUGAGCACCGAGGCUUUGGGCAGUCGCCGCCAUGCACCCACGGUGGCUGCCGUCAUGGACCGCUGCCUCGGGCUAUGCCGCGGCGCCGCCUGUGCUCCAGACGCCGCGUUUACAGCGACUGCCAGCAGCGGCAGCAGCAGCUCCGCAGAGCCCCAGCAGCAGCCGCAGCCGCAACGAGAACAGCCCCCACUGAAGGCAGAAGCACCGCUGGCGCUGGCCGCUGUGGGCUUCCUCAAGGGCCCUCUGGCGGCGCUGUCUCAGCUGCCGCCGGAGCAGCGGGCGCAGCUGGCGGCAGACGUCACCGCACUGCUGCGGGCGCAGGUCGACAUGGGCGCGGCGGCGGGAGGUGGGCAUGGCGGCAGCAGCUGCAGCAGCAGUAGCAGCCGCGGCAGCAGUGACUCGGCUGCAUCCGCAGCAGCAGGUGUGGCCGACUGCCUUGAGCUGAUGCGCGCGCUGCUUCAGCAGGAUGCCGCAGCAGUGGCUGCUGCUGUGGCCAGCAGCGCCGGCGGUGCCUCCACAUCAGCGGCAGCGUGCUCAGCCGCACUUGGGGCCGGCUGCCUGCCAGUCAUGUGCGCCGUGCUGCGGGCCAGCAGCAGUCUAGCAAACCCGCAGGAGCAGGCGGCUGCUGGCGAUGUGGGUGGUGCUGUUGUCGGCGGCAUGCUGACGCUGGUGCAGGACCUGGUGCUGUGGUGCCUGAUCAAUAUCGCCACCAUCAGCGGUAGUGUCACGACCAGCUGCAGCGCACAGCCCGCACAGCAGGGGUCGCCGCAGGCUCAGAUGCUGUCCGCAGGCGGCACGGCCCUGCUGGUGCCGCUGCUGCGUGCGCCGGCGGCUGCGAAACGCGUGCUGCAGCUGUUGAUGUGGCUGGCGGCGGCAGACGGACCGGAGGCGCAGCAGCAGAUGACAGCAGCGCUGGCGGAGGCGUGUGCGCGGUGCCCGGAGAUACAGCGGCAGUUGGUAGGGGCGGCAGGCAGCUGCGUCACAGAGCUGCAGCAAUCGUGCCCGAGGCCUGUGGCCUCCUCCCAGCAGCUGCAGCUGCUCCUGGAGUCGGUGGCGGCGGUGGUGCAGGGCCAGCCCAGUGUGGCGGCGGGGCUGCUGCUGCCGGACUGGGGCGGCCUGCCGCUGGUGCGGGCGGCGCUGCGGUGCCUGGGCGUGGGCGGUGGGGGCGGAGCCUCCAGAGCCACAGUGCCAGACAGCAGCAGUCGCAGCAGCAGCUGUAGCGGCCCAUCCACAACACCCCUGGUCACGGCGGCUCUGCGGCUGCUGCGCCAGCUGCUGCUGCGCUGCGGCCCGCCGCCGCACUCCAGCCUGCCCACGACCUACGGGGAGCUAGUGCGGGCGCUGGUGCGGCUGACUGGGUUGGAAGACGUCGACAACAGCCUCCGCCUGAGCUGCCUGCAUGCGUGCCUGGUGCGUGGCAGCGGCAGCAGCCCGUCUGGCCGCCUGCCGCUUCGGCGCGAGGCCGCCCUCAGCUUGCACGCAGCCCUUGGCGAUGGUGACCUGCUGGAGCAACUGGCUGCCCUGCUAGCUGUAGCUAUGGAGCGGCACAAGCAGGUUGAGGAGGCGAGAGCUGGCAGCAGCAGCAGCAGCAGCAGUGAACGCAUCAGCACCAGCAGGGCUGCCAGCAGUGACAGCCACGCAACGCAGCUGGAGCUGCUGCAGCUGACCGCCUGCGUGCUGGAUGCGGCGUGGCUGGUUGCGGCGGCGGAGGUGGCCAGCAGCAGCUCGGCAGGUGGCGCAGCGGCGGAUGCGAAUGUGGGAGCAGCUGUUGCAGGCGGCCAGGCACCGCGGCCUGCUGCUGUGCGCACACCAGCCGCUUUCGUCAUGCGGCUGGCCGUUGCUGCGGUGCCGUUCGCUGCGCGCUAUGUUCGCGACCUGCUUGCACCCACGGACUCGGCGGAGCCCCCCGCCGCCUCAGAACCCCUGCAGCUGGAGAUCUUGCUGCGUGCCCUGCACGCCGCAGUGGCCGCACUGCUGGCCACUUCGGGUGGAGCGGCGGUGAUGCGCGAGACGGAUGGGUGUGUUGCGGGCGACCUGGUCGGAGACCUCGUGCCGCUGCUGCUGGGAGUGCGGGCGCGUGCGGCUCCGGCAUCACCUGUUCCGGCUGGCAGUGGCGGCAGCAGCAGCAGCAGCAACAGCACUGUCGCAUCCCUGGCGCUGCAGAUCCUGGUGAUGCUGUCUAUGAUGGUCGACAGAAGGGAUGAGGCAUGCUUUUCAGCAGAGACCCUAUUGUGCGUGGAGCGCACCCGGAAGUUCCAUACCAUGGUGCAGCACGUGGUGGAGGAGCACGACCCCCCGCUGCCGCCGGCCGUAUGGAGCCGCCUGAUGGCGGCUGCGGUGCCGGUGGUGUGCGGGGCGCUGCCGCCACACGUGUGUGCCGUGCUGCUGGCGCCGGUGGCGGCGGAGGCGGCUGGUGGCGAGGCGGGCGGCGAGGGGAGCUGUGAGACUCAGUCGUCAGCAGCAGAGGAGGACAGCAGCGACAUUGACAUCCUCACACGCUGCCGCGAAGCCGCACGAGUCUCAGAUGAGGACUUUGUGUUCGCAGUGCUGCGGCUUGGCCUUGCCCUGGUUGGCGACGCCAGCCAUCCUGAGCAGCAACAGGCCCAGCUCGGCACGGACCACGCAGCCUGUGUGCUACUCUUUGCGCUGGGCUUUGUUCAGCAGGCGACGAGCAGCUCAGGCAGUUCUACUAGGCACACUGCCAGCCUGCUGGCGGCAGCGGCGCGCCUGCUGCGGCCGCUGGCGUCGCAGCUGCCGCGGGAGCAGCUGGCGAUGCUGGUGCGCGCCCUGACCUUGCGGGUGGCUGGCGGCAGCGGCAUGUACGGCUCCCUCGCGGCGGAGUGGCAGCUGCCGGUGCUGCUGUGCCUGGCGGCGUGUGUGGAAAACCCGCUGCUGCGUGAGAAGGACUGGCCGGAGCUGUCAUACAGGUGCUGCGGCGCCGUGUGCGACCACCUGGUGGAAGAGAUCACGGGCCUGCCGGACAGCAGCCUGGUGCGGGGCGGCAAGGCACAGCAGCGCCAGCAGCCACAGCAGCAGGAGCAGCAGCAGCGGGCGGACCGCUUGCUGCUGCUCAGGCUGGCCUGCCGCUGGUGCCAGCGCGCGGCGCCGCGGCAUACUCUCGUGCCUAGCUUAAAUCAGCAGCUGCAGCAGCUGGCAAGCGUGAUGCUGCGGGCGGCACUGCAGUCCGCGGCGGCAAGCCAGCCGCCGACUGCUUCGGCUUGCCCCCCAGCUGCUGCUCCUGCUGCGGCCCUGUACUGCCUGGCCGAGUGCCAGCUGGCGGUGUGUGAGGGGCCGCUGCCAGCCCUGCACGGCGCUCCCCCUCCACCGCUGCUGGGACUGCAGAGGCGGCGGGCAGGCGGCGCCAGCAGUGGGGCGGCGGCGGCGGCCGAUGCAGAAGAGGCGGCGGACCGGAUGAUGGAGCUGGCCAUGCAGGUGCAGCGGGCCACCGCAGUGCUCGCUGAGCACCUCCCAAUCGAAGAUCUGGGCAGCAGCGGCAGCAGCGGCGGGGUCAGCAGUGGCGGUGGCAGCAGCGGCGGCACGCGCGCUGCUGCGGUGCAGCAGCCGUUCCCCGGUGUCCAGCUGCUGCUGCGGGCGGUGGUGUGUGGUGGGCGCUGGGCGGCGCACCUGUCGACCCUACAGCAGCACGCGCACGAGGCCAAGGGUGCCCGGCUGCAGCGGGACGUGGACCAGAUGGAUGAGCAGCGAAAGGAGCUGGAGAGCCUGCGUACGAAAGUGGAGCGGCUCCAAGUCCGCGACCAACUGCGCGUUGAAGAGCCUUUCGUGUGAAGUGCAGCGGCUCCGGAAUCAGCUGAAGGGCAGCGACCGGUCGCCUGCGACAGAGGCCCGGCGCAAGCAGAAGGACCGCCGCGACGCGGCGCGAUUUCACGACACCGGCCUUGUUAUGGAUGUUGCGUAGAUAGUCAGGGGGCCGAAGCCAGUUGACUUGCAUUGCUCCCAUAGUAGGUAAGCAGGUCGGGGGGACGUAAGUUGAGCAAGAGGAGGCCACAUGCAAGGCGGUGGAACUGCUGUGUGCCAAUUGUUUCUGUUGGCACGGUAGGGUAGCGGUAGUCGCGGUGUAUCUGUAUCUGCCGGUGCGGUACCGGCAGCGCCGACGUGCAGGAAUUUUUGAUACAUGCUAUGGUUGAGGCUGAUCUGCAGCAGUUGGGAGGGCAGCCAGUUGGUGUAGUCAGCGUGCUUCCGCACCGUGCCCCCCAACUCUCAUGCCGGCAGGUUGGCAGUUGGUUGCGGAAUGCCCCGUCAGCUGUUGUGUUGUAAGGAUACUGCGGC